Bombina bombina (fire-bellied toad) is the source of this 1597-nucleotide messenger RNA. RefSeq names its product adenylate kinase 1 (gene AK1). The transcript is spliced from 7 exons. Gene Ontology annotation, biological process: nucleoside triphosphate biosynthetic process; ATP metabolic process. NCBI's taxonomy places the organism in Eukaryota, Metazoa, Chordata, Amphibia, Anura, Bombinatoridae. Gene Ontology annotation, molecular function: ATP binding; AMP kinase activity; nucleoside diphosphate kinase activity. Gene Ontology annotation, cellular component: cytosol; cytoplasm. The record is from RefSeq and is a predicted model, not a curated record. Bases 115 to 699 code for a protein of 194 amino acids.
CGGCACAGAUAGCUGGGCAGCUGUCUGAAGAUCCCCAGCCUGCUCAUCUUCGCCUGCCUAGCCUGCAGUAGGCACGAACAGACAGAGGUUGCCUCAACAGCUGAACCCACAAAGAUGGCAGAUGCACUAAAGAACAAAAAAAUCAUCUUUGUUGUUGGUGGGCCAGGAUCUGGUAAGGGGACACAGUGUGAGAGGAUAGUAGAGAAAUAUGGCUACACCCAUCUGUCUACCGGAGACCUACUGAGAGCAGAGGUGUCCUCUGGAACUGAGCGAGGGAAGACCUUGUCAGCCAUCAUGGAGAGAGGAGAGUUAGUGCCUCUGGACACUGUUUUAGACAUGUUGAAAGAUGCAAUGAUCGCCAAAGCAGACAAGUCCAAGGGCUACCUCAUUGACGGUUACCCCCGUGAGGUCAAACAGGGAGAGGAAUUUGAAAAGAAGAUUGCUGCACCAUCUCUUCUGCUUUAUAUUGAUGCCGGGUCAGAGACAAUGGUGAAGCGAUUACUGAAACGCGGUGAAACCAGCGGCCGCGCAGAUGACAAUGAAGAGACCAUAAAAAAGAGACUGGAAACUUACUACAAAGCCACUGAACCCGUUAUUGCUCUAUAUGAAGGAAGAGGGAUUGUCAGAAAGAUGAACGCAGAAGGAAGCGUAGACGAUGUCUUCACUCAAGUUAGCGCUGCACUAGAUGCACUGAAAUAAAGAGGAAAAAUCAAUGGAAAAAUAACGCCUUAUUCCCCUCCCUAAAUGCCCCAUGGAACCUGUGCACUCGCGGCUUUACCCCAUCUGACCAUACUUCGCCAUCGCUGCUUUUGCACAACUCUCCAACCAUCAGGAGACUUGAAGGAAUUUGUCGUCCUUCCUGUAGGAAGGUUCUGCACACUUGAUCCGUUUGUGCUUCCCCAGAGUGCUAUCCUCACGCUCCAUCCUGUUUUUUUAAGCGGUAAACAACUUCGAGAAAACAUGCAAAGCUAUUUGAAUUGGCUUCAUGUUUUUUAUUUAUUUUCUUGGUCUGUUCUUUCUCUAUCUGUUGCUUUCUCCUGGCUGGAGACAUUUUCUUCCAGAACAGGAAAACCUCCUUUGAAGAAUGUUUCCUUAAGAGGACAAGAAUUUAGAUAUUUCUGUGGACUUGACAAAAAGUCAGUGGUUUUUAAGAGCUUUGUACCGACUCUCCAGUCGAUUAACCCCUUUGAUUGCCAGAAAGAUCUGCAACGUUCUCUGGCAGCCGAAGAGUUAAAUAGAAAGUUCAAAGAGAGGUAUUUCCUCUUGGCUCCCAUUUAGCUCCUUCGAGACAGAUGCUGGGACACCUCUGACCUUAAUAUGAAGGACAACACUAGUGGAAGGAAGAUGCAGGGAGAAUGGGUUUUCGCAAAAACAAAAAAUUGUUUGGGAUGUUUUCAAAACCAAAUGAGGCAGACACCAUAUUUUUUGUGCAUAAAAUAAUAUUAUAUUACUGCACUAUUAUUAAAAAAAUACAUGAAACUGAAGAAAUUGCCCUAAAUUACUAUUUUUUUUGUUGGCAGUAUUGGCAUUUAGGUUGAGAGUAUCUUCAUAUGCUGUCACUUAUUUCUACAAUAAAUCUAACUUGUUUGCACAUCCA